Oncorhynchus masou masou (cherry salmon) is the source of this 3361-nucleotide messenger RNA. RefSeq names its product chromosome 25 C5orf34 homolog (gene c25h5orf34). NCBI's taxonomy places the organism in Eukaryota, Metazoa, Chordata, Actinopteri, Salmoniformes, Salmonidae. Bases 107 to 1642 code for a protein of 511 amino acids. The transcript has 11 exons. The record is from RefSeq and is a predicted model, not a curated record.
AUAGGACCACAUCUUCCAUGUAGCGCAUAUUUUGUUGUUAACAACAACGCUGCUAAAUGUGAUUUGGUUUACUAUCAAGCUAGCUGGAAUAUAUAAAAUAACAUUUAUGAUGACCAGCAGCAAAACGAAUAUCGGUUUGAUGAUCAUGUACAAGGAUGAGUCGGUGGACGUCCGUUAUGUAGAUGAUUCCCGUUUGCUCUUGUCGCCCUGUGGCUCGGAGUUCAUGUUGGAGAAAGCCCGUACACGAUCUGCACAUCCUCUUCAGUCUAAUGAGAAGGUUCGACAGAGGACCAGGUUCGCCACCAGCAGCUACAAGGACCUGAUGCUUGGUGCUUUGGAGUUCAGGAACGAGUAUGCAACACGACCUUACCUGCCUGAAGAACUCAUCUCGGACGACCACAGAAAGGUCUUCAGCAUUGACCCUGAGGUGGAGUGGCCUACAUGUUAUUCCUGUACUGCUGAGGUGGGAUUGAACCGAGAGAUUGUCAUCAGUUCAGUGGAGCGGAGUGCCAGUCUGCUGCUUUCUUCCUCUGGAGAGGAGUUCUCUGUAAACUUCACCUGCAGACUUAGUCACAACCAACACCACAGGCCUCGGAGCCGAGACCCAAAUAGGUCUGUCACUGAACACAUACAGCAAGACAACCAAACCUGUAGGCCAAAGACUCCAUCUCAACAGAGUGGCGCCUGUGCUGAGCAACAGCAAGGAGAGGUAUACCUGUCCACCAGAGUGGUCCAGCACCACUCUGUCUCCUGUGUUCCUCUGGUGUGGCGCUACCCUCUGUCUCUGGCCCUUCACCUCUGGCGCGCCCAGUCCCAGACCUCUGGAGAGAGGAACAGGGGGGAGACACAAGAAGAGACAGCCAGGGGGAGAGACCAGACUGAGAGAGCAGUGACAAUGACAAGCACAUCUAGAGGAGAGAGGAGGUCUCACCUGCCCCAAGCCCUGCCUCUCAAAUGCCCUUCCCCUCAUCAGCACAGGUGGAAGCCAAUGUAUUCUCUGGUCCAAGAUGAACAGGAGGCAGACCAAGACCUCCCUACAGAGUUGGUUAAAGUGGUGUGGUGCCAAGGGGUGCUAUACAGGAUAGUGGAUGGAGCCAUCCCAGUUGUGGAGGUUUCUCCAGGGGAUGGUUCAGUCAUCAGGUCUAAUGGAGUUCUGGCCAGCUACUUCACCCACCACAGAGCUGGCCCUGGCCCUGGGGAGGUAAAGGAUGUGACGUACCACCUAAGCAGCCUCCCCCCUGACACACCUGGGCAGGUCUACUCUGUGUGCUCUAUGGUGACUCGAGCCAGCAGGAUCCUGAACUGCUACAACCAGGAGACCAGUUCAGAGCCCUUUAUACAGGAAGUACACAUUUCUGAGUCUGGUUACAUUAAUACCACUGAAACAAGACAAAGCAGGCCUAACUGUGUUGCUGAAGAGCUGGAGAAGAUCAAACGCUUCAACUUUCUGUUGGAUAACAGUCAUCUUCUUAAAGCCCAGAGGGGUUCUACAGUGGUGGGCUGUGGUUCUAAAGAGCACGUGGCCCACUGUGAGCCGGUCAACGAGAGCAUCGCGGAGGCCCUCCAGAGAACCUCCAAAACCAUCCAGGAUAUCGACAACCUCCUACUUUCUAGAGACACCGUCAUGCAGGACAGCGGAUAAUACAGUCCUGUGUGAUGUCAGAAAAUACUUAUUGCAAAUGAGGAACAUGUGAAGCAGUCAGAAUUAUUCAUUGGUUUCAAUAUCACUAAGUAACCAUUGUCUAGUGGCAGUUUCAUUGCUUUACUUACAGUUGAAGUACAAACUGCAGGAAAAAGAAAAAUAGUUUUCCAUGAUUGUGAGGCUCAGAUAUAGGUCAUGGUGUCUAACACUGUCCUCCAGCUCAGCAACAGCCUCAACCCAUGUGUUGUUAGACAUAGUGGUUAGACCAGACUCUGAAAGACGAUGGUUGUGGUGUGUUGAAGCAAUUCAACAGUUUGUUGAAAAAUACUUAUUGUCCAUCUUAUUGCGAUUCCAGUACUAUCUUCAUCUGAUAUCAUGAGGCGAAUUGUACAGUGACAAUCACAAGUAAUAAUGAUUUUAAGUCAUAUGUCGUGUCCAUUUCACCUUGUUGUCAGUGCUUUUCGAAGUGUACAGUUUAAUAAGUGCCAUGAUUCCCCAUUUUGAAUCACUCAUCAGUUCAUGGUGGUCUCACUUCAGUAGGACUGGAAAGAAGAACUCUGAAGGAAGUGACUGGAAAUGACUAAUGUUUUGUGUUGUGCUAUACAUGAUGUGUGUCAUUUAUACUCUACAAGGGGUUGAAAGUGUUCCACGGGGAUUCUGGUACAUGUUGACUCCAAUCCACAGUUAAGUUGGCUGGAUGUCCUUUGGGUGGUGGACAUUCUUGAAAACACCAGCAGCGUUGCAGUUCUUGACACAAACGGUGCACCUGGCACCUACUACCAUACCCCAUUCAAAGGGACUUAAAUAUUUUGUCUUGUCCAUUCACCCUCUGAAUGGCACACACACACAGUCCAUGUCUCAAGGAUUAAAAAUCCUUCUUUAACCCUCCCCUUCAUCUACACUGAUUGAAGUGGGUUUAUCAAGUGUCAUCAAUAAGGGACCAUAGCUUUCAUCUGGUUCACCUGGCCAGUCUAUGUCAUGGAAGGAUGUUUUGUAUUCUUAGUGUAUGUUCAUGAAUAAAGCCAAACUGUUCAGAAUGUCUUACAGUAGAAUAGGCUAGUUGUGUUUUUGUACUGCUGAUGAUGUGAGUGUUUAGCGCUGAGGAAAAGGCUAUUGAAUGUCUACCACCAGCAAUGGGAGGGACUGUAGAAACUAGAGAGCUGUGAUGAAAAACGUGUAUUACUGCUUUCUCCUCAGAGAAUCAUGGUGGUCACACUUUCUCAUGUCACUUAAAUUAUUAAGUGACAAAAAUGAUGGCGAGACCACAUCAAUACAAUUAUUUUCCUACAAGCCUAUGGAUUGCUUAUACAUAGAAAAGGAAAAAGUAUUCAUCCCCCUUGGUGUUUUUCCUAUUUUGUUGCAUUACAACCUGUAAUUUAAAUUGAUUUUUAUUUGGACUUUAUGUAAUGGACAUACACAAAAUAGUCCAAAUUGGUGAAGUGAAAUGGAAAAAAUAACUUGUUUCAAAAAAUUCAAAAUGGAAAAGUGGUGUGUGCAAAUGUAUUCAACCCCUUUGCUAUGAAGCCCCUAAAUAAGAUCUGGUACAACCAAUUACCUUCAGAAGUCACAUAAUUAGUUAAAUAAAGUCCACCUGUGUGCAAUCUAAGUGUUACAUGAUCUGUCACAUGAUCUCAGUAUAUUUAUGCCUGUUCUGAUCUGUCACAUGAAGACCAAGGGGCUCGCCAAACAGAUCAGGGACCAAGGUGUGGAGAAGUACAG